AUGGCAUCAGAAUCACUAAACUCGUCCCGAGGCGAGUUACAAAAUCGGAAUCAACAGGAUACCGCACCUGACGCUGUUCCCCACGCCGCUCGCGGAGCUGCCGCGACUCCAUCGCCCAUGUCCUGGUUUCCUCUAGGCUACAGAGAGGGGUUCAGUCAGUGGUGGGCUUCUAUACCCGCCGCCGCAGCUGAACAUAAGGUCCUCUCUUACCUCCCCUACCUUCAACAUCAACCGCCCACUCAGUUACAAACCGGAAAGACGACGAAUGGCUCGAGUGGCGAAUCCGCAAGUUUACAAUCGGCGGAUCAGAGUCAGCUGGGCGAGGUCGCGGCUACUUCCACCGAUGACCCGUACGGCCCUCGGCGAUGGCUCUCGAGUAUGGUGCAGCUCAGUGGCAAGAACCGGGCACUCAAUGAGUUCUCCGUGGAGAGGGUAGGCGAGGAGGCAGACCAGCACUUGGUUAUGCUCCACGGAUAUGGAGCGGGUCUAGGGUUCUUCUACAAAAACUUUGAGCCUCUGAGCCGGCUGCCAGGAUGGCAACUCCAUGCGCUGGAUCUUCUCGGUAUGGGUCGCAGUACGCGGCCACCAUUCCGCAUUAAGGCUAAAGAGCGCGAGGAAGCGAUCCGCGAGGCUGAAGAUUGGUUUGUGGAUGCGCUGGAAGAAUGGCGCGUCAAGCGCAAGAUUGAGCGCUUCACCCUCCUGGGACACAGUCUGGGCGGCUACAUAGCGGUGAACUACGCGCUCAAAUACCCCGGCCGCCUCAACAAGCUCAUCUUGGCUUCACCCGUCGGCAUCCCAGAGGAUCCCUACGCCAUGUCUUCAGAUUUGCCCCAAAAACAAGACCAACCGGCCAUUGCCGCUUCUGCCGCAGCAGUGCCACCCGGAGACACUGCGCCCAAGGGCGACAAUAACAUUCUCCUCAGGGGCCCUCCGUCAGACGCCUCUAAAGGAGAUCGCCCUCCCCGCCGCACAGUCCCGAAAUGGUUUGCUUACCUAUGGGAAGCCAAUAUCUCACCCUUCACUCUUGUCCGAUGGGCAGGACCCCUCGGGCCCCGCCUCGUCUCGGGCUGGACAUCCCGCCGCUUCUCGCACCUCCCCGCCGACGAAGCGAAAGCCCUUCACGACUACUCAUAUUCGAUCUUCAGCCAGCGCGGUAGCGGAGAGUACGCCCUCGCAUAUAUCCUCGCACCGGGCGCCUUCGCGCGCAGCCCUCUCAUCCACCGAAUCCAAGGCCUCGGCCGACAAAUGAUCCCCGCCUCCACACCGUCUCUUCCCUCAUACUCAUCCUCCCCGACUGACACCCCAAACGUAACUCAAACCAGUCGCGAAGAAGGUCUCCCCGUCGUCUUUAUGUACGGCGACCACGACUGGAUGGACUACCGGGGUGGACAGGCCGCCGCUGCCAAAAUCAGAGAAGAGAAGCGCCGUGUCCUGGAAAAUGCCACGCCCGCUGAGCGCGAGGCGGAUAAGGGCUCGGCUAAGGUUGUUAUGAUUCGAAACUCAGGACACCACGUUUACUUAGAUGGGUGGGAGCAGUUCAACGAUUCCGUUCUUUCAGAGAUGGAAGAAGUCGCGAAGAGAGAUAGGGCUAAACGGUGA
Aspergillus mulundensis is the source of this 1599-nucleotide messenger RNA. Its product is annotated as putative alpha/beta hydrolase. The record is from RefSeq and is a predicted model, not a curated record. Bases 1 to 1599 code for a protein of 532 amino acids. Gene Ontology annotation, cellular component: mitochondrial inner membrane. Gene Ontology annotation, biological process: cardiolipin acyl-chain remodeling. Lineage: Eukaryota; Fungi; Ascomycota; Eurotiomycetes; Eurotiales; Aspergillaceae. The transcript has 2 exons. Gene Ontology annotation, molecular function: A2-type glycerophospholipase activity.